UAGGUCUCAUCGUGCUAAAAGGUCUUUACUCUUCAAUACCGCGGCAAAGCAUUGAGACGAGAACAUCAUCGGUGGCUCGAGUGACUAGUGAGUGACCCAAUCUCAAACCACAGAGAAUCAAAAUACCCAAAGGUUGCACCUUUUAAUCCGCAAAUGUUUCGAAAGCUCUGUUCUUCUUCAUUCUCUCGCUCCAUCAUCUUCCCCAACAAACCCAUCUUCUUCAUCUCCUCCCGCUCUUUUCCCAAACCUCUCCGUCAUCACUCUUACUCCUCCUUGAAAAUGACCGAUACCCAUAUCCCCGAUAACCCCAAUUCGUCUUCUUCCCCGAUUCAAUCUCCCACCAAACCCGAAUCGCUUCGUUCCCUCGAGUUUCAAUUAGGUUCUUCAUUCACCGUCGAUCCAAUCAUCCCACCGCCGAAUCAGAUCAUCAUCGUCGUCAGUGGUCCGAGCGGGGUCGGCAAAGACGCAGUGAUCAACAAGCUUCGUGAGGUUCGUCAAGGUCUACAUUUCGUCGUUACAGCAACUAGCCGUCCGAUGCGACCUGGUGAAGUCGAUGGUAAAGACUAUUACUUUGUCUCGAGAGAUGAGUUUUUGUCGAUGGUGGAGAACGAAGAGCUUCUUGAGUACGCACUUGUUUAUGGAGAAUACAAAGGGAUCCCUAAGAAGCAGAUUCAGGAAUACAUGGCUAAAGGGGAAGACAUUGUUCUUAGAGUUGAUAUUCAAGGAGCUCAGACGUUGAGAAGGAUACUUGGUAACUCCGCUGUGUUUGUCUUCCUUGUGGCGGAGAGUGAGCUUGCUAUGGUGGAGAGGUUGAUUGAUAGGAAGACGGAGAGUCAAGAGGAGUUGCUUGUUAGAGUUGCUACGGCGAGAGAAGAGGUUAGGCAUCUUAAGAGCUUUGAUUACGUUGUGGUUAAUGCUAAAGGGAGGCUUGAUGAUGCGGUUAAUCGCGUGGAAUCUAUUAUUGAUGCUGAGAAAUCUAAAGUUCAUCAAAGGAUUGUCAGGAUUUGAUUUGCAAGAUUGCUUGCUGUUUUUCUUCUCUGUGUUUUGUCAUCAUCUUCGAAGCAUCGUUUAGAGUAGAUCUUCUGUGCAGGUUGAUGGUAAAUCUCCCUGAUUCGGCAAACAGAUCAAAGAUCUUGAGCGUAAUUUUGGCGAAAGAAGAGAUGGCACAAGAUGUAGAUUUGGUUUGAGUGACCAACUCUCUUUGGGAGAAGUAGUAGAGGAUUAAAUAUCGCCAUCAUCAUAUAUAAUAUAUUGAACGGGUCUGCACAAGUACCAACCAAACACUUGUCUCAUGUCUUUUUACUCUGUUUCCGAAUCCAUUCUGUAAUAUUAUCAAUCUAAGUUGUCAGAGUCUGCUGCUCAAUAAUGAACAGUUUAUAGAGAAUAUGUUCAGGAUCAUCAUCCUCAUCUGAAGGAAACAACAUAUUUGUGUGA
Molecule: messenger RNA, 1434 nt
Organism: Camelina sativa (false flax)
Lineage: Eukaryota; Viridiplantae; Streptophyta; Magnoliopsida; Brassicales; Brassicaceae
Product: guanylate kinase 3, chloroplastic
Biological process (GO): purine nucleotide metabolic process
Cellular component (GO): cytosol
Molecular function (GO): GMP kinase activity
Source: RefSeq, a predicted model, not a curated record